Danaus chrysippus (African queen) is the source of this 1056-nucleotide messenger RNA. The record is from the annotation of a GenBank genome assembly. NCBI's taxonomy places the organism in Eukaryota, Metazoa, Arthropoda, Insecta, Lepidoptera, Nymphalidae.
AUGAAGGGGGUGAUGGAGAUGAUGGAAAUGAUUAGUGUGAUGGGGAUGAUGGAGAUGAUGGGGAUGAUGUGGAUGAUGUGGAUGAUGGAGAUGAUGAAGAUGAUGGGGGUGAUGGCGAUGAUGGAGAUGAUGGGGGUGAUGAAGAUUGAGAGGGUGAUGGAGAUAAUGGAGAUCAUGGGGAUGAUGGCUAUGAUGGGGAUGAUGGGGGUGAUGGGGAUGAAGGGGGUGAUGGAGAUGAUGGAGGAUGUUCGGGUUGAUUGGGAUAAAGCGUGUGAUGGGGAUGAUGUGGAUGAUGUGGAUGAUGGAGAUGAUAAAGAUGAUGGGGAUGAUGGGUGUGAUGGAGAUGAUGGGGAUGAGGGGGGUGAUGUGGAUGAUGGAGACGAUGGGGAUGAUGUGGAUGAUGUGGAUGAUGGAGAUGAUGAAGAUGAUGGGGGUGAUGGCGAUGAUGGAGAUGAUGGGGGGGGUGAUGGGGAUGAUGGUUGUAAUGGGGAUUAUGGAAAUGAUGGAGAUGAUGGAUUUGAUGGGGAUGAUGAUGAUGAUGGAGAUGAUGGAGAUGAUAGGGGUGAUGGGGAUGAAGAGGGUGAUGGAGAUGAUGGAGAUGAUGGGGAUGAUUGGGGUGAUGGGGGUGAAGGGGGUGAUGGAGAUGAUGGAGAUGAUAGGGAUUAUGGGGAUGAUGGGGGUGAUGGGGAUGAAGGGGGUGAAGGAGAUGAUGGGUGUGAUGGGGAUGAUGGAGAUGAUGAAGAUGAUGGAGAUGAUAGGGAUGAUGGGGAUGAUGGAGGAGAUGUGGAUGAUUGGGGUGAUGGGGAUGAUGAUGAUGGGGAUGAGGAGAAUGAUGUGGAUGAUGAGGAUGAUGGGUAUGGGGGUGAUGUGGAUGAUGGAGAUGAUGGGGAUGAUGGAUAUGAUGGAGAUGAUGGGGAUGAAUGGGGAGAUGGGGAUAAUGUGGAUGAUGGAGAUGAUGGGGAUGAUGGAGAUGAUGUAGAUAACUGGAAAGAUGGGGGUGUAGGGAGGAGGGGGGUGAUGUGGUUGAUGGGGAUGAUGGGGGAGAUGAGGAUGUGA